This is a messenger RNA of Mesoplodon densirostris (Blainville's beaked whale), 901 nucleotides long. RefSeq names its product nudix hydrolase 2 (gene NUDT2). Gene Ontology annotation, molecular function: bis(5'-nucleosyl)-tetraphosphatase (asymmetrical) activity. Gene Ontology annotation, biological process: ATP biosynthetic process; AMP biosynthetic process. The coding region runs from base 145 to 588 and encodes 147 amino acids. Lineage: Eukaryota; Metazoa; Chordata; Mammalia; Artiodactyla; Ziphiidae. The transcript is spliced from 3 exons. The record is from RefSeq and is a predicted model, not a curated record.
CUCACCUUUGAGGCGGGUCCAGAAUCCUAAUGCCCGGAGCUGUUGGUCGCCCAAAGCGCAAUGGAGCUCUCCGGAUUGGUCGACGUACCCCAGGUCUCCGUUUAAGGCCCGCCUCCUGCCUGCUUCCACUUCUGAAGAUAGACCAUGGCCCUGAGAGCAUGUGGCUUGAUCAUCUUCCGAAGAUGUCUCAUUCCCAAGAUGGACAACACUGCAAUUGAGUUUCUACUGCUGCAGGCAUCAGAUGGCAUUCAUCACUGGACUCCUCCCAAAGGCCAUGUGGAACCAGGAGAAAGUGACUUGGAAACAGCCCUUCGGGAGGCUCAGGAGGAAGCAGGCAUAGAAGCAGGCCAGCUGACCAUCAUUGAGGGAUUCAGAAGGGAGCUCAAUUAUGUGGCCAGGAAGAAGCCUAAAACCGUCAUAUACUGGCUGGCAGAGGUAAAGGACUACGACGUGGAGGUCCGUCUCUCCCACGAGCACCAGGCCUAUCGCUGGCUGGGGCUGCAUGAGGCCUGCCAGUUGGCUCAGUUCAAGGAGAUGAAGGCAGUGCUCCAGGAAGGACACCAGUUUCUCUGCUCCACGGUGGUCUGAACUGACCAGAUCAGGGUCUUUUGCCUCCGUAGGAUCCUUGAGGGCUUCUGAGGUGAACUACCUUUGCUUCCAGGGAAGCCUAUGCUGGUCUUUGGCUCAUUAUAGCAGAUUGCAGACAGGCUGGUAAAAUCAGCUGAAGACCCUCAGAGAAGAGCAAGCAAAAAAUCUCAGCUGGGUGGAAAGGAAGGGAAAGGAGUUAAAAAAAAAAAAAGGCCAAGCCCAGCGAGUGCAUCCUUAUACGUUAUGAAUAAACGUCAAGCAGCUUAUCCCUCCUUCUAACCUGCUGUAUUUAUUUCAUGGGCUCUUGCCUUGG